Messenger RNA from Macrosteles quadrilineatus (aster leafhopper), 1065 nucleotides. Its product is annotated as pyrokinin-1 receptor-like. Gene Ontology annotation, molecular function: neuromedin U receptor activity. The transcript has 6 exons. Bases 31 to 1065 code for a protein of 344 amino acids. Lineage: Eukaryota; Metazoa; Arthropoda; Insecta; Hemiptera; Cicadellidae. Gene Ontology annotation, biological process: neuropeptide signaling pathway. Gene Ontology annotation, cellular component: plasma membrane. The record is from RefSeq and is a predicted model, not a curated record.
GUCGGAACAAAUGUACCAUAGGACGGUGUGAUGGAGGGAAGUUUCAACCACUCAGUGACUGAGACUUUACAGUUACCCGCAAAGCGAGACCCUCUCUACAUCGUCAUCCCCAUCACCAUCGCCUACUCGAUCAUCUUCUUCUCCGGAGUCACUGGGAACAUCGUCACCUGUAUUGUCAUUGCAAGAAACAAGCAUAUGCACACAGCGACCAACUACUAUCUCUUCAGCCUCGCUAUUUCCGACUUACUUCUUCUUGUUUCCGGUCUUCCUCAGGAGAUGUAUUCGAUCUGGUCAAGGUAUCCCUACGUGUUCGGAGAAGUGUUCUGCGUGUUGCGAGGAUUAGCAGCAGAGACGUCAGCCAACGCUACUGUUCUCACCAUCACAGCAUUUACUGUAGAGAGAUACGUAGCCAUCUGCCACCCCUUCUACUCACACACCCUCAGCAAGCUGUCCAGGGCCGUGAGACUGAUCCUUGUCAUAUGGGCUGUGGCCUUGACAUUCGCCAUUCCUCAGGCCCUACAGUUCGGGGUGACUCGGGGGAAAAGACCGGAGAUGGUGCAGUGUCAAGUGCUCAAGGAGAAGGAGAUCAGACACUCUUUCGAGAUCUCGACGUUUCUGUUCUUCGUGCUGCCGAUGACCGUCAUCACGGUGCUGUACGCGUUGAUAGGGCUGCGGCUGAGGAGGUCCGCGCUGCUCAAGAAGACCUCUGGAUCCUUCAGCCGUCACCAGGAGACCAACAGGAGCGUUUGUAGGUCCGCCAGCUCCCGUCGAGUGCUCAAGAUGCUAGUGGCUAUAGUGGUCGCAUUCUUCAUCUGCUGGGCGCCGUUCCAUGCUCAGCGCCUGGUCGCCAUCUACGGUGUGGGUUCAGGUCAAGAGCCUGUGUCGCCGGUCGUCCUGCACGUCUACGUGGUCGUCACCUACCUCUCUGGCAUCCUCUACUACGUGUCAACCACCGUCAACCCCAUCCUCUACCACAUCAUGUCUCUCAAGUUCCGCGAGGCGUUCAAGAAUUUGAAAUCUGCUUUAGGCAAGAGACAUUGUAUCCCUCACUCUGAAAUUGGUUAA